Diospyros lotus (date-plum) is the source of this 3259-nucleotide messenger RNA. RefSeq names its product vacuolar protein sorting-associated protein 41 homolog. Gene Ontology annotation, cellular component: HOPS complex; late endosome. Gene Ontology annotation, biological process: macroautophagy; cellular response to starvation; vesicle-mediated transport. NCBI's taxonomy places the organism in Eukaryota, Viridiplantae, Streptophyta, Magnoliopsida, Ericales, Ebenaceae. The record is from RefSeq and is a predicted model, not a curated record. Gene Ontology annotation, molecular function: protein binding.
CCCUCAACUCCACCCAUAAACCAAAUCUAAGCCCCAAAGGAGAGACCCAAAUCUCGAUCAUUAUAAUCAUCGGCGAAGAAAUAAGCAAUGGCUCCGAAGCCAUCGGAGAACGGCGUCGACGGCGACGAUGAGCGCGAAGAGGAGGAAGAUUCGGAGGAGGAGGAGGAAGGGGGGGAGGAGGAGGAGGAAGAGGAGGAUGAGCCGAGGUUGAAGUACCAGAGGAUGGGCGGGAGUGUGCCCUCGCUGCUAGCUUCUGACGCUGCCUCGUGUAUCGCCGUUGCGGAGCGAAUGAUCGCCCUCGGCACUCACGGCGGCUCUGUUCACAUCCUUGAUUUCCUCGGCAAUCAAGUUAAGGAAUUUCCAACUCAUACUGCAACUGUAAAUGAUCUUUGCUUUGACGUGGAAGGUGAAUACAUUGGUAGCUGUUCAGAUGAUGGAUCUGUUGUGAUAAACAGUCUUUUUACGGAUGAGAAAAUGAGAUUUGAUUAUCAUCGCCCAAUGAAGACGAUUGCCCUGGAUCCAGAUUAUGCAAGAAAAUCAUCCAGAAGGUUUGUUGCCGGUGGUUUAGCAGGUCACUUAUAUUUUAAUACAAAGAAGUGGAUAGGCUACCGUGACCAGGUUCUGCACUCUGGUGAAGGCCCAAUUCAUGCAGCGAAGUGGAGGACUAGUCUCGUUGCUUGGGCUAAUGAUGCAGGUGUGAAGGUGUAUGAUACUGCUAAUGAUCAGCGGGUUACCUUUAUCGAGAGACCACGAGGAAGCCCGCGCCCUGAACUUCUGCUUCCUCACUUAGUUUGGCAGGAUGAUACUCUCUUGGUAAUUGGCUGGGGAACAUCUGUGAAAAUUGCAUCAAUAAGAGCAAAUCAAAACAAAGGCAUGAAUGGGACUCAUAGGCAUAUCCCCAUGUCUAGAAUGAACCAGGUGGACAUUGUGGCAUCAUUCCAAACCAGCUAUUUCAUCUCUGGAAUUGCUCCCUUUGGUGAUUCUCUUGUUGUUCUGGCUUACAUUCCUGCCGAAGAAGAUAGAGAGAAGGGAUUUACCAACAAUGUUCCAUCACGUCAGGGAAAUGCUCAGAGACCAGAAGUGCGUGUAGUCACAUGGAACAACGAUGAGCUUGCUACAGAUGCUCUACCUGUCCAUGGCUUUGAGCAUUACAAAGCGAAGGACUAUUCACUUGCUCAUGCUCCAUUCUCAGGUAGCAGCUAUGCAGGUGGUCAAUGGGCUGCUGGUGAUGAGCCAUUAUACUAUAUUGUAUCCCCGAAGGAUGUAGUAAUUGCAAAACCUAGGGAUGCAGAAGAUCAUAUUUCUUGGCUUCUUCAACAUGGAUGGCAUGAAAAAGCCUUAGCAGCAGUUGAGGCUGGACAAGGGCGGAGUGAGCUUCUCGAUGAGGUGGGUUCAAGGUAUCUCGACCAUUUGAUAGUGGAAAGGAAGUAUGCUGAGGCAGCAUCUUUAUGUCCCAAAUUGUUGCGAGGAUCUGCUUCAUCAUGGGAGAGCUGGGUUUUCCGCUUUGCUCAUCUUCGUCAGCUUCCUGUGUUGGUCCCAUACAUACCAACUGAAAAUCCAAGACUACGGGAUACUGCUUACGAGGUUGCUCUUGUUUCUCUGGCAACAAAUCCAUCUUUUCACAAGGAUCUUUUGUCAAUGGUCAAAUCUUGGCCUCCUGUAAUUUAUUCUGCCUUGCCUGUUAUCUCAGCCAUAGAACCUCAGCUUAAUACUUCAUCCAUGACUGAUUCACUGAAAGAGGCACUAGCAGAGUUGUAUGUCAUUGAUGGACAGUAUGAAAAAGCUUUUUCACUAUAUGCUGAUCUUAUGAAGCCAGAUGUAUUUGACUUCAUUGAAAAACAUCAGUUACAUGAUGUGAUUCCUGAAAAGGUUGUUCAACUUAUGAUGGUAGAUUGCAAACGUGCAGUACUUUUGUUUACCCAGCAUAGGGAUUUAGCCACUCCAUCCGAAGUUGUUUCACAACUACUGGCUGUUGGGAAUAAAUGUGAUUCCAGAUUCUUUUUGCAUCUAUACCUACAUUCUCUAUUUGAAGUUAACCCGCAUGCUGGAAAGGAUUUCCAUGAUAUGCAGGUGGAGCUUUAUGCAGAGUAUGAUAAAAAAAUGUUGCUUCCAUUUCUUCGCAGUAGUCAGCACUAUACCCUUGAGAAGGCAUAUGAAAUUUGUGUGAAGAGCAAUCUUUUGAGAGAGCAAGUUUUCAUCCUUGGAAGAAUGGGAAACUCGAAACAAGCACUUGCAGUGAUAAUAAAUAAAUUAGGGGAUAUUCAAGAGGCUAUAGAAUUUGUGAAUAUGCAGCAUGAUGAUGACCUUUGGGAAGAAUUGAUAAAGCAGUGUCUUCAUAAGCCUGAAAUGGUGGGGGUGCUGCUGGAGCACACUGUUGGCAAUCUUGAUCCUCUCUAUAUUGUGAAUAUGGUGCCCAAUGGCCUAGAGAUACCUCGGUUGAGGGAUCGGCUAGUGAAAAUCAUAACAGACUAUAGGACGGAAACUUCCCUUAGACAUGGAUGCAAUGAUAUCCUUAAGACGGAUUGUGUUAACCUGUUGAUCAAAUACUAUAAUGAAGCAAAGCGUGGAAUUCAAUUGAGCUACGAAGAAGAUGAAGCGCGUGCUAAAAGGGACGACAGUAGGGCUUCCGGGUCAACUGAUAGAGUGCCAAACACAAGAACAAUCGAGGUCAAGUCGAAGACUAGAGGAGGUGGAAGGUGUUGCAUUUGCUUUGAUCCCUUCUCAAUACAGAAUGUAUCGAUCAUAGUAUUCUUUUGCUGUCAUGCCUACCAUAUUAAUUGUCUCUCGGAUUCUACCAAUUCGGUUACUGCUGAGAAAGGGGCAGCAGCAGCCGCUUCCCGGGAAGCGUUAUCCUAUUACGAGUAUGAUAAUGGUGUUGACGAUGAUGAGGAGGAAGACCACGAAAAAGAUUCUGCUUCGGGUGCCCCUCGGAUGCGUUGUAUCUUGUGUACUACAGCAACCGGCCGUUGACCAUGGCUGCGUGAGGCUUGUGAUGCGUUUGUUUUGUGGUGUGUCCAUGCAUGCUUAGAGGGUGGGUGCGUGUGCGUGUGUGCGCUAGUUGGUUUUGUCCUUGUGCUUGUUUUUCAAUGAGCUGUGUAAUUUAUUCUUCUAUCUGGCCCUACCUUUCAUUUUCUGUCCUCAUCAGGGUCUCAUUGUAGCAUUUUUUUAUUUUUUGGUUGUGGGUAGCUUGAUUACUUCGACAUGUCUAAUUAAUGAAAAUGGCCUUUUAACCACAAUCAAAAUAAUCAUCUUUGACCGC